AUGGCAGGAAACCCUCUCAACUCGAACCGUCCCCUUCGAGUCAUCAUCAUUGGAGCCGGGGUUAGCGGCCUAUUGAUGGGCUAUAAGCUUCAACGGAACUUCGAUGACCUGGAUUUUACGAUAUACGAGAAGAAUCCCGACGUCGGCGGUACCUGGUAUGAGAAUCGGUAUCCCGGCUGUGCAUGUGAUAAUCCCUCGCAUACGUAUGUCUGGUCCUUUGACCCGAAUCCGACGUGGUCGAGUACGUACGCCUCGUCUUCGGAGAUUUUUGAAUAUUUCAAGCGGUUCCAGUUCCGGAGUAACCUGGGCGAGAAGACGAAGAUUUCACACCAGGUUGUUGGUGCGAAGUGGGAUGAUCACGCUGCGAAGUGGGAAGUUGAGAUCAAAGAUUCCGUGAAGAAUGUUCUCAUGCGGGAUUCUUGCGAUGUGCUUGUCAACGCGGGUGGAAUUCUGAAUGCCUGGAAGUGGCCGACUAUUCCUGGAUUGCAUGAUUUUCAAGGCAAGCUUGUGCACAGUGCUUCGUGGGAUCAGAGUCUUGAUCUGACCGGUAAGCAUGUGGGAUUAAUUGGGAAUGGAUCAUCCGGCAUCCAGAUUCUCCCGGCCAUCCUGCCGCAAGUCUCCAAAUGCACAACAUUCAUCCGCGAGCCAUCAUGGGUUGCCGUCGCCGGAUUUGCAGGAUUCGAGCCGAGGAGAUUUGAAAAAGCGGAAAAAGAGACAUUUGCCAGGGACCCCGGUGCCUUACUCAAGUUCCGUCGCUGGCUCGAACACAAUAUGAACAAGGUAUUCCCGUUAUUCAUCGCCAACUCUCCGGCACAAGAGCAAUCGCGCGAGCUCUUCGAGACUUCUAUGCAGGGUGUUUUGAAAGAUCCCGUUCUUGAGGACCAGCUUAUUCCUAAAUGGGCGGUGGGGUGUCGGCGCCUCACUCCUGGAGUUGGAUACCUGCAAUCUCUGAAGCAUGAGAAGACGACUGUUGUCUACGGUGAGAUUUCAAGGAUCUUGCCCCGAGGCUGUGCCAUGGAGGAUGGAAGCGAGCAUCCGGUGGAUGUCCUCGUGUGUGCGACUGGAUUUGAUACCACGUUCAAGCCGCGUUUCCCUUUGAUCGGUCCUCACGGCCGUCAGCUUGCCGACGACUGGAAAGAUGAGCCUCGGAGCUACCUCGGAGUUGCCGCUCCUGGGUUCCCUAACUAUUACAUGUUCCUUGGACCAAACAGUCCGAUUGGAAACGGGCCGGUCUUGAUUGGAAUUGAAGCCCAAGCCGACUACAUCUGCAAACAUAUAACCAGAAUCCAACAACAAGGCAUCAAAUCAAUCGAAGUAACCAAAGAAGCCGUGGACGACUUUAUCGACUUCAAAGACAUAUACAUGAAAGACACAGUCUGGAAGCAAGACUGUCGAUCUUGGUACAAGGGCAACACAGCCGAUGGCAAGAUCGUGGCCUUGUGGCCGGGAAGCACGAUCCACUACGUCGAAGCGAUGCAGAACGUCCGAUACGAGGAUUUCAAGGUCAGAUAUUUUGGUAAUCGCUUUAAUUAUCUGGGUAACGGGAUGACGAAGACCGAGAUGAUGCCUGAUGCGGAUUUGGCCAGGUAUAUUCGGACGGAGGAUGAUGCUCCUAUCAUCGGGUCGAAGUUUGUCUAUGCGAAGGCUACGCCUGAAGAGACUUCUAAUGAUGUUUCGUUCGAGACUUUGACCUCGAGUCCGAGUGCCAAGUUGUAG
Penicillium argentinense is the source of this 1716-nucleotide messenger RNA. Its product is annotated as flavin-containing monooxygenase. NCBI's taxonomy places the organism in Eukaryota, Fungi, Ascomycota, Eurotiomycetes, Eurotiales, Aspergillaceae. The transcript is spliced from 4 exons. The record is from RefSeq and is a predicted model, not a curated record. The coding region runs from base 1 to 1716 and encodes 571 amino acids.